UGCUCCCCUUCAGUUACUACUAAUACCCUUCCACUUCUACCUACUCUAUUUAUCCCUUGCCUUUCCGAAUCUUCCUUUCUCCCUACCCUGAUAAUAGCCGUCUCUCCCACCAACAAGAUCCAGAUUCUAUCUCAACCAAAAGAUACUGGCAGUGUAUGUUGGAACCGCUUUGAAACACCUCCCCCGCACGCCCCUAUCUGUCGCUUGCGCCUCAAAGAAUCACCGCUCGGUCUAACAUGCUCUCCCACAGUUGGCAUCCAUCGACGAAACUUUAAGCAAAGUCUGAGUCGAG
Molecule: messenger RNA, 292 nt
Organism: Aspergillus fijiensis CBS 313.89
Lineage: Eukaryota; Fungi; Ascomycota; Eurotiomycetes; Eurotiales; Aspergillaceae
Exons: 1
Source: RefSeq, a predicted model, not a curated record